Fraxinus pennsylvanica is the source of this 1218-nucleotide messenger RNA. NCBI's taxonomy places the organism in Eukaryota, Viridiplantae, Streptophyta, Magnoliopsida, Lamiales, Oleaceae. The record is from the annotation of a GenBank genome assembly.
AUGGAGGCAAACUCCUGCUGGGACAGCUGGGUUGAAGAAGCACUCUCAAAACUAGAGUCCCUUAAACUCUUGCGUUCUCUCAGACCCAUUUACCUCCCAAACUCACAAUUGAACUCCUCAAAUUCCUAUGAAAAUUUCGAAUUUUUCAGUGGCCCACACAAGUGGGACAGAAGUUCGGUUGAAGUAAUCAUUUCAGAAGCAACAUUCCAGAAAUGGCUCCAUGACAUCCCCAGUUUAGGGAAUGAUUACUUGGGCUUGAGUUCACACCCCACGGUUAGCAAUGCUGCAAUAAAGGCAGCCAGGGAACAUGGAAUGGGACCUAGAGGUUCUGCUUUAAUAUGUGGAUACACUAACUACCACAGAUUACUAGAGUCUUCCUUGGCAGACUUAAAAAGGAAGGAGGAUUGCCUUCUUUGUCCGACAGGCCUUUCAGCCAACAUGGCCUUUAUUACAGCAGUAGGAAAUGUUGGCUCACUGUUAGCUGGUGGUAAACCUUCAAGGACUGAAAGAAUUGCCAUAUUUUCUGAUGCUCUGAACCAUGCCUCAAUUAUUGACGGUAUUCGCCUUGCUGAAAAACAAGGAAGCGUAGUGGCCUUCGUAUACAAGCACUGUGAUAUGCACCAUCUUGAUGCAUUACUAUCAAAGUGCCCAAUGAAGAAAAGGGUUGUUGUAACUGAUAGCCUUUUUAGCAUGGAUGGAGACUUUGCACCAAUGACUGAGCUUGUUAAGCUCCGUACGCUAAGUAAGGCUGCAGGUUGCCAUGGUGGAUUCAUAGCAUGCAGCAAGAAGUGGAAGCUGCUUAUACAAUCACGGGGUCGUUCUUUCAUAUUUUCAACAUCAACACCGGUGCCUGUUGUUGCCGCUGCUCAUGCGGCUGUAAGUGUGGCAAAGGAGGAGAGAUGGCGUAGAAGAGCUAUCUGGAACCGAGUGAGAGACUUCCAAGCUUUGACGGGAAUCCCUGUCACAAGUCCUAUAAUUUCACUUGUUGUGGGCAGUGAAGAGAAGGCCAUACAAGCUAGCCGGCAUCUUUUGAAAUUAGGUUUUCACAUAACUGCAAUCAGGCCCCCAACAGUGCCACCAAACUCCUGCAGGUUAAGGAUAACUCUGAGCGCAGUACACACAUUGGAUGAUUUGAGAAAGCUCACAAAUGCAUUGUCUCAUUGCGUCAAUUUUCAGGAGAUCGAAUUCUUGUGCACAAACCUUAACUCCAAACUUUAG